Neopsephotus bourkii (Bourke's parrot) is the source of this 2038-nucleotide messenger RNA. Its product is annotated as S-adenosyl-L-methionine-dependent tRNA 4-demethylwyosine synthase TYW1-like. Gene Ontology annotation, biological process: wybutosine biosynthetic process. Bases 1 to 1599 code for a protein of 532 amino acids. NCBI's taxonomy places the organism in Eukaryota, Metazoa, Chordata, Aves, Psittaciformes, Psittacidae. The transcript has 11 exons. Gene Ontology annotation, molecular function: FMN binding; 4 iron, 4 sulfur cluster binding; catalytic activity. The record is from RefSeq and is a predicted model, not a curated record.
AUGGACACGUGGAGCUUCUUCUCUACUUGCCUGGUGUUCUUAUGGCUGCACAGGAUUUACGUCGAUUCUGCAGUUGCUUUUGGGAUCAGCAUUUGGAUCGUCAUUCAGUUCUCCACCUCCAAAGCCCGAGAGAAGGUAACAGAGCAUACAGUGCUUGUUCCACAGGGUGAAAAACCCACUGGGAAUCCUGCUUGUUCUGAAGGGAUAGAAGACAAGCUAGUCAAUGGAUGUGCCACCCUGCAGAGAAAGGAGGUCUAUGUUGCCGGGGUAAAGAUUUUCUAUGGGUCUCAGACUGGCACGGCAAAGAGAUUUGCCAGAGUUCUUGCUGAGGCAGUUAUUUCCCUUAAUGUGCCAGUGGGAGUCAUUAGCAUGGGAGACUAUGAUCCAGAUGAUUGUUUAUUAGAGGAGACAAGCAGCAGGAACAUCUGUGUGUUCUUGGUGGCUACGUACACAGAUAGGCAGCCGACCGAGAGCGCAGCCUGGUUCUGUAGGUGGUUAGAAGAGGCUGCGAAGGACUUUCGCUUUGGGAAAGCCUAUCUGAAGGGCCUGAGAUAUGCUGUGUUUGGCUUGGGAAACUCUGUGUAUGUUGAUCAUUACAACACAGUUGGAAGAAAUAUUGACAGGUGGCUGUGGAUGCUCAGCGCCAGCCGGAUCAUGACUCGUGCCGAGGGGGACUGUAACGUGGCCCAGAGCGAGCAUGGCACCAUUGAGGCUGACUUUGAAGCCUGGAAAGCCAAGUUCCUCAGUCGGCUUCAGGCCCUCUGCAGAGGGGAAAAGAAGCCCUGCAGUGGGAAGUGCGAGAAAGGGAAGUGCAAAUCUCCAGGGAAGCAGAGCAGGGAGAGUUCAGAUCAUGAACAUGGGGUAUCGGACUGUGCGAAUACUGAGGCAGAGGAGUUGUUUGAAAGCAGUAGUGAGGAGGAGGCUGAUGCUGAGGAAGCUGGAGGGGCAAGUUCUGUCCUUGAUGUUGAAGAUCUUGGCAAUCUCAUGAGGCACAUGAAGGAAGCCAAGAGAGGACUUGAGCUGGAGGAAGGAGAUGUUGGAAUGAGCUUGACUCAAGAGAACCCUGGGAGGAAGGAGGAGGGUGGGAAGCGAGAGAUGAUAACCCCAGCUCUGAGAGAAGCGCUCACAAAACAAGGUUACAAGCUGAUUGGGAGCCAUUCUGGGGUGAAGCUCUGCCGAUGGACAAAGUCGAUGCUCCGAGGCCGAGGAGGCUGCUCCAAGCACACAUUUGAUGGAAUUGAGAGCCACCGCUGCAUGGAGGCCACCCCGAGCCUGGCCUGCGCCAACAAAUGUGUCUUUUGCUGGAGACAUCAUACAAAUCCAGUGGGCACAGAGUGGCAAUGGAAGAUGGACCAACCUGAACUGAUAUUGCAGGAGGCUAUUGAGAACCAUCAGAAUAUGAUCAAGCAGUUCAAAGGCGUCUCAGGAGUACAAGCAGCUCGCUUUGAGGAAGCAAUGAGCGCAAAGCACUGCGCACUGUCACUGGUGGGAGAGCCCAUCAUGUACCCGGAGAUCAACCGGUUUGUGAGGCUCCUGCACCAGCACAGCAUCUCUACUUUCCUGGUUACAAAUGCACAGUUCCCAGAUGAGAUUAGGUGAGAGUUGGACAAAAUACCUCCCUACUAAAACAUUUGAGUGCAGACUUGUGUUUUAAUUCCAUUUUAUUGCUCAUCAAUCAGCUCUGUGCUGACAAUGAAAAAGCCCACUCAGCAUCUAUUUGAUUUUAGCCUUUGUAUCCCCAUGCUCUUUCUCAUCUCUUUUUCUACCAGUUUGAUUUUUCCUUUCUGUAUCUCUUGAAGUGGGAUUACUUCUGAAAAGGAAGAGGAUAUAAUAUAGUACCUCCUGGACGUGCAGCGAAGAGGAGCGAGUGAGCUGCACAUUGGGCUUGGGGACAUGGAUGAUAACUAGUGCAAGUGUUUCUGAGAGCCAGAGCAGGAGACUCAGCUUGUAAAUUGCCUUUUUCAUUUGUGAGCUUCUCUUGCAGUCUGAUCUUUGUUCUAACUCCAGAAGAAGGUUUGGAUGGGGCUUGAAGCAACCU